Drosophila persimilis is the source of this 1327-nucleotide messenger RNA. RefSeq names its product putative odorant receptor 92a (gene Or92a). Gene Ontology annotation, biological process: sensory perception of smell; detection of chemical stimulus involved in sensory perception of smell. Gene Ontology annotation, molecular function: olfactory receptor activity; odorant binding. Bases 1 to 1221 code for a protein of 406 amino acids. Lineage: Eukaryota; Metazoa; Arthropoda; Insecta; Diptera; Drosophilidae. The record is from RefSeq and is a predicted model, not a curated record. The transcript is spliced from 3 exons. Gene Ontology annotation, cellular component: plasma membrane.
AUGUUGUGGGGCAAGCGGAAGGAGAAACGAGAGCUGCGCACCUUCGAGGAUCUCACCCGAUUCCCGAUGGCCUUCUACAAGACGAUCGGCGAAGAUCUGUACUCGGAUCGGGACAAGAACCUCGUCCGCCGGUAUCUCCUGCGCUUCUAUCUGGUAAUGGGCUUUCUCAACUUCAACGCGUAUGUGGUGGGCGAGAUAGCCUACUUCAUAGUGCACAUCACGUCGACGACCACGUUGCUGGAGGCCACCGCAGUGGCACCGUGCAUCGGCUUCAGCUUCAUGGCCGAUUUCAAGCAGUUCGGGCUGACUGUGAAUCGGGGGCGCCUCGUCCAGCUGCUAGACGAUCUCAAGGCGUUAUUUCCCACCACCCUGGAGACGCAGCGGGCGUACAACGUGUCCUACUACCAGCGGCACAUGAACCAGGUGAUGACCUUGUUUACGAUCCUGUGCAUGACCUACACCUCGUCGUUCAGCUUCUAUCCGGCCAUCAAGGCCACAAUAAAGUACUACUUUCUUGGCUCUGAGAUCUUUGAGCGGAACUACGGAUUUCACAUUCUAUUUCCCUACGAUGCGGAGACGGAUCUGACCGUUUACUGGUUCUCCUAUUGGGGCCUGGCCCAUUGCGCCUAUGUGGCCGGGGUGUCCUAUGUCUGUGUGGAUCUGCUCCUGAUCACGACCAUCACCCAGCUGACGAUGCACUUCAGCUAUAUGGCCGACACUCUGGAGGCCUACGACGGCGACGAGCACACGGACGAGGAGAACAUCAAGUACCUGCACAAUCUGGUGGUCUACCAUUCAAGGGCCUUAGAUCUCAGCGAGGAGGUGAACAGCAUCUUCAGCUUCACCAUCCUGUGGAACUUCAUUGCGGCGUCUCUGGUGAUUUGCUUUGCUGGGUUCCAGAUCACGGCCUCCAAUGUGGAGGAUAUAGUGCUCUACUUCAUCUUCUUCUCGGCCUCUCUGGUUCAGGUCUUUGUCGUCUGCUACUAUGGCGAUGAAAUGAUCUCUUCGAGUUCCCGGAUUGGUCAUGCCGCCUUCAAUCAGAACUGGUUGCCCUGCAGCACCCAGUACAAGAUGAUCCUUAAGUACAUCAUCAUGCGCAGCCAGAAGCCCGCCUCCAUACGACCACCGACCUUUCCGCCCAUAUCGUUCAACACCUUCAUGAAGGUCAUCAGCAUGUCGUAUCAGUUCUUUGCUCUUCUGCGCACAACUUACUACGGCUGAGGGUGCAUCGCCACAUAUUAAGGGAAAAUUGCAUAGAAGAUUGAAGGAAACAUAAACAUAUAACAAAAGACACAUUUUUUUGGUAGUGCUAGAAACCAUCUAGAGU